Messenger RNA from Cheilinus undulatus (humphead wrasse), 1552 nucleotides. RefSeq names its product proteinase-activated receptor 1-like. The record is from RefSeq and is a predicted model, not a curated record. The coding region runs from base 75 to 1211 and encodes 378 amino acids. Gene Ontology annotation, cellular component: membrane. The transcript has 4 exons. Gene Ontology annotation, biological process: blood coagulation; thrombin-activated receptor signaling pathway; phospholipase C-activating G protein-coupled receptor signaling pathway. Gene Ontology annotation, molecular function: thrombin-activated receptor activity. NCBI's taxonomy places the organism in Eukaryota, Metazoa, Chordata, Actinopteri, Labriformes, Labridae.
AAAGACCCAAGCCUUAUAAUAAGGGAAUUGAGAAGAACCCAGAGACUUGGCUGAGCGUUGACAGUGAACAAGGAAUGGACACUGACACUAUUCCAUUCUUUGGAGCAGGUUUUCAGCCGCCUGGUACCCCUGAAAUACAAGGCAGGCAGAAUCUCUCAGAGGAGGCAUGGUGGUUUCUAACAGGAUCAUUAUCCACCACCAUCAUCCCGUCCUUCUACACACUGGUCUGCCUCCUCAGUUUGCCCAUCAACAUCUGUGCACUGCUGAUCUUUAUAAAAAGAAUAAAGCCUAAGAAGCCAGCAGUGAUCUACAUGAUGAACCUGGCCUGUGCUGACCUGCUCUUCUCCAUGGUGCUGCCCUUCAAGAUCUCCUACCACUUCAACGGAAACAACUGGAUAUUCGGUCGUGCCAUGUGCCGUAUAGUCACUGCAGCCUUUUACUGGAACAUGUACUGCUCCGUUCUGCUCAUCUCCCUCAUCAGCGUGGACCGGCUUCUCGCUGUGGUCUAUCCUAUCCAGUCUUUGUCGUGGAGAAGUCCUGCGAAGGCAGUCAUUGCCUGUGCAGUCAUGUGGAUGUUCUCCUUUGUUGGCUCAAUGCACCUCCUCUCCACUGAACAGACUUCCAACGUCACAGAGUUCAACAUCACCACCUGCCAUGACAUCCAACCCUCACAGCCUUUCUUGUGGUACAAGACAUACUACAUCACCCUCUGCUUCCUCCUCUUCUUCCUGCCUCUCAUCAUCACCAUGGUGUCCUACACUCGGGUGAUUUUGACUCUGAGUAAAGUCCAACCAGAGGUUCCAGACCACUCACAGAAAAAAAGAAGAGCAGUGUUCUUGACUGCAACAGUACUGGUGAUGUUUGUGCUGUGUUUCUUACCCACUAACAUCAUCUACAUCGUGCAUCAGCUGAUGUAUUCUGAAGAAAUAGAAGACCAGGAGAAAGAGAUGAAUCCUGACAGGCUCUAUGUAAUCUAUUUAGUCUUUCUGUGUUUAGGAAGUCUCAACUGCAUCCUUGAUCCUCUGGUCUACUACUUUGGAUCAUCCCAGUUCCAGAAAGAGCUAUCCAGUAUGAUGGGAUGCCAAAAGACCAAACAGAGCACCACUGGUGGUCAGUCACCAUCUGGUCCAAGCAAUACAAGCAGGUCCGCCAGCCAAAUCACAGUGAAAUCAAACCGCAAAGAAAAUGCUAGAAAGAACACUACCUAUUAAUUGUGACUCUUCUCAGGGGAAUCUUUGCAGCCAAUGUAAGAAGCAAGCGGUCUGAUAGGCACAUCAGGCAGGCAUCAAAGGGAAAUUCCACAAUUUUUAAGCAUGGCUCCUUUUACAUCUUUUAAAAUCUUUAUCACAUUGGGGCACAAAAGGUUUAAAAUUGCUGAAGCAGAUUGCUUCAGUCUUUGGUUGCACUACAUACUUAGUACAUUGACAUACACAGUUAAGUCAGGCUGUUAGGAACUGUAACUGGACUACUGUUCUUGUCUCAGUAUACAGGCACCUGGGGCGACUCAGUUUGACAUGAGCACGUCCAGCUCUCCAACAACUGGUGGUGAUAA